Rhodofomes roseus is the source of this 1658-nucleotide messenger RNA. RefSeq names its product RNA polymerase I associated factor, A49-like protein. The transcript has 8 exons. Gene Ontology annotation, cellular component: RNA polymerase I complex. The record is from RefSeq and is a predicted model, not a curated record. Lineage: Eukaryota; Fungi; Basidiomycota; Agaricomycetes; Polyporales; Fomitopsidaceae. Gene Ontology annotation, molecular function: DNA binding. The coding region runs from base 25 to 1302 and encodes 425 amino acids. Gene Ontology annotation, biological process: transcription elongation by RNA polymerase I; RNA polymerase I preinitiation complex assembly; nucleolar large rRNA transcription by RNA polymerase I.
CACGCUCUCACUUCGACGCACACCAUGGCCUCUGCCUCCAUUUCGAGAAAACGCAAACGCGACACCGACGAUGCUGGAAAAAUCACCCUCCUGAACUCGUCUCAGUCAACAUCGCACCUUGGCCCAGUGUUAGCCAGUUUUCCAGCCCUCCAACCGCCUAAGAAGACAUCAUUCCGGUGCUGGCGGAGAGACAAGCAUGUCGACGGGACGGAAGCUUUUGCGUCUCAGGACACCCUCGUCGCUGGAGAAACGGAGACGGUAGAGUUCUCCACAUCGGGCGAAAGCCAACAGGCCUCCGUGGGCUGCAGCUAUCUAGUUGCUGUACACAACAAACGGACGAACACAACUGUGUUCCGUCCCGCACCACUCCAUAUCAUGAACCAACAAGUGAAAGCGCUCAAGAACCUUGCUCCCAUAGAGGCCACCAAUGAGGAACGCGCACAGCUGCGUAACAAACUUGGUGAAACGUUCGGAACGAAGAAGGCGAAGGCAGCCAUCCGCGCGCAAGAGCGAAACAGGGUGGAUAUCGAUGCUCUGAAGGGUGUGACCGGUCAUCUGCAAGAAACCAUCAUGGAGAAUACUAGCAGUUUACCGACAUUAGAGGAGGCGAAGGAAGCCGCGGACAGCAACCGACUCAUUCCCCCACACAACCCGAACGCAGAUCGACCGGACAACGUCUAUGCGUUGCACGACAUCAUCCCUGAGACGGAGUUCAAUGCUUUGUCGGUGGCACCGUUCCGGUCUGCAACAAAUGUCCAGGAACGGAAGGCGUUGUUGCCCUUCCGACAAUCGAAUUGGGUCAACCAGCAUAUCUAUCAAUUGUUCCAGGCGCCGAAGCUCAGGAAGACCGACCUGAAGAUCGUCAUGUAUGUCUCUGCGAUGCUGGCGUUCAGGAUGGCAGCGCGGUCCGUCAACGACAAAGAGGCGUUACAGAAGAAGUUCACCGGCGUACCGCAAAUCGUCGUUGAUGGGUUGUUGUCUCGGUUCACAGAAAGCGAGAGAGAUACGAACAAAAUCAAGGUAACGAGCCAAACAGAGACGAUGCUCAUGACAUAUAUGCUCGCGCUCUGCCUGCGCGUCGAUGACUUCGCAACCGACACGGAGCUUAUUGCCCACGAUCUCAAAAUGCCGGCCUCCAAGGUCAACCCGCUAUUCAAGGCGCUCGGGUGUAACAUCCGCAAGCUAGACCACAAAGACCUCAAACGGCUGGGCCUGCCCGACUCUGCUACAGAGUCGAAGCGUGCGAUCUUGGAGGUGCCUGUGAAGUUCCCUCAGCCGCGUCCGAAGCGUGCUCGCCGCUAGGAACAUGUUACAUCUACGUCGGGAUACAGCACUUUGUGAAUUGAUCCCUGGUGGUGGUGUUGCCUUCUCCACAUUCUGCUGCGAAGAUCCAUCUGCGGAGCGCGUCCGCGUCGCUGGGACCCAGAUAUCUGUUCCCGGGGCUGCUUAGGUGAGGUACUCAAGUCCUGCGCGGGAGUUCUCUUCGGCUCUUCUACUGUGCAUUGCGGCGCUGCUUCCGAUUGCCCGGAUGUUGCGGCGUGGAUGAAUGCGGACUCAUUCAGUGGGAGUCCGCAUGCCUCUUCGAAAGUCAGCAUCUCGCAAGCAUCGGCCUGUACGUUCGUUUCGCAAACGUUUUACCACUUUAUGCCAUGAACUCA